CUGCAGACUUUAUGUCUCGACUGAGGAACCGUUAUUAACUGUUGGUUAACUCUUCUAGAAAAAAAGUUCUUUAUUAUUUUUAAUUUUCAUCCUGUUUUCGCGUGCUGUACUUUCAUCCGGUAAUUUCUGAGGAUGACGAGCAAGAUAAAGUGUGUUCGCUUUCUGAUGAAGGCUGCAGCACUGGCCAGCGUGCCCAAACACAUAGACCACUUCUCCAAGUUCUCCCCUUCUCCUCUGUCAAUGAAGCAGUUCUUGGAUUUUGGCUCGACUAACGCCUGCGAGCGCACGUCAUUUGUCUUCCUUCGCCAGGAGCUUCCCGUUCGUUUGUCCAACAUUAUGAAAGAGAUCAACCUGCUGCCGGACCGGCUGCUGGCCACACCCUCUGUCCAGCUGGUCCAGAGCUGGUACAUCCAGAGCCUGAUGGAGAUCUUGGAGUUUCUGGACAAGAACCCAGAUGAACAGAGAGUCCUUGAGACGUUUGUGGAGGUGCUGGAGGCUAUCAGGAACCGGCACAAUGAGGUGGUCCCCACCAUGGCUCAGGGAAUCAUGGAGUACAAAGACGCCUUUGGCCAGCAGGACCCCGUCACUGACCACAACAUCCAGUACUUCCUGGACCGCUUCUACACCAGCCGCAUCUCCAUCCGCAUGCUCAUCAACCAGCACACUCUAGUCUUCAGCGGCAGCACAAACCCCUCCCACCCCAACACCAUUGGUUGUAUUGACUCCGUGUGUGACGUGACAGAGGUUGUGCGAGAUGCCUAUGAGAGUGCUAAGAUGUUGUGUGAGCAGUAUUACCUGGGAGCACCAGAGCUGGAGCUCAGGCAGAUAAAUGCCAACAACAUCAGAGAGUCCAUCCAGAUCUCAUAUGUCCCAUCUCACCUAUACCACAUGCUCUUUGAACUGUUCAAGAAUGCCAUGAGAGCAACCAUUGAGAACCAUGAGGCCAGCAGAACCCUCACACCCAUCAAAGUCAUGGUUGCCCUUGGCGGAGAGGACCUGUCAGUCAAGAUGAGUGACAAAGGAGGUGGCUUUCCCUAUAGGAAGACUGAGCACCUCUUCAGCUACAUGUACUCCACAGCUCCCAGACCUUCCCUAGGAGACAAACACAGAGCCCCACUGGCUGGGUUUGGCUAUGGUCUGCCCAUCUCUCGCCUCUAUGCACGUUACUUCCAGGGAGACUUACAGCUUUACUCUAUGGAGGGUUACGGCACUGAUGCGGUCAUACAGCUGAAGGCAUUGUCUACGGACUCCGUGGAGAGGCUGCCAGUGUUUAACAAGUCUGCUCUGCGCCACUACAAGCUGAGCCUAGAAGCAGAUGAUUGGUGUGUUCCUUCCAAGGAGCCACUGGAUCUGGCCGUCAAUCGGCCUACUAAGUGAUUCAGCCAUGACAUGACUUCUGACACAAAUAAGCAUACAAGCUGACCAGGAAAUGUCCUUUAAAGGCGGGACAUUGUGGGGCCAGAACUAUUAGCCCAAAAGUUGAUGGAGCUGAGGUGACCAAAGGUCCAAAGGCCACCAAAGGCAUCCUGAUUGUCUGAGAAUUUCUUUGAUUGAAGCAUGCACUUUGUCUUUUAUCUCCUCCUGCUUUCCUUACUUGGGUGCUACAGAAGGAAGAGAAAAAAAAUGACUGACAUCUUGCAUCAUGAUGGGUGACAGUCAAAGUUGCAGUGGUAGAAAUCCAGAGAGAAAGGGAGCAAAAGAAAAAAAAUGACAAGAUGAAUUGAGCUGAUAAGUGAGAAGAACAGUUUGAUGAAAAUAUAUAACUAGACAUUUUCUGAUCAAUAUUGAGAAAGUGGUUUAAAAACCAGCAUCAAUCAAAUGAUAAAUUAUCACUUUUAUCACAGUUAUUUACAUCACCAAUGUAAAAAUGCUGGUAAAAGAGAGAGCUCAUCUGCUUAUGCAGCAGUAACAUUACUGUAGCUUCACAGACUGACAAAACAGGUUUCUUCACAAUCCUGAAUCUUACAUUCAAGACCUUUUUUUUCAGUGAAGCUUAAGCAAACUAAAUGAUUGAUCAAGUAGCGGGAGAUUAUGGCAACUGUUUCACUAUCUGCCAGCUGUCUGCAUCAUUUGAACUCAAGAGCUCGCUGCUAACUAGUAGCUACACUAGCUACUGAAAAUAAUCAGAUAGCUUUAGGGUUAAUUUAGGCUACAUAAAGACAUCACUAAAAAAACACUGUCCACUUUCUAUCUUAUAUGACAUCAAAAUGAUAUAGAUAGUACAUGUAGUGGCAUGCAGAAAGCAUAUUAACCAGAGAAGAAUAACAUUUUUUAGUGUCAUAGAAUUAACAUGUUAGCUACAGCUAACUACAUUUACCAGUGUUAAUGUUGUAUAAACAUUAUUAAAACUUUUUUUUACUGAUUCACGGGGACAAAAGUAAGCCUUAUUCCAACUGCAUUAGAAACUCUUGUCAACAUUUGGCAUGAAGCCACUGCUUUGAAGCACAUUUUUCAAAUAAGGGUAAGUUCUAGCUAAGUAGCUAGCAAACAAAAAUGUGAUAUAUUUACUCUUUCUUUAGAACACAUUUACUUUUAACUUAUAUGUUUGCUAACAGUUAACUAAAUGUGCCCAAGGGUUUUUCAUAUCUUCCACUAUCAGUAAGACAUUCAGUAAAAAACAGUGAUGUGCUCUGCAGUGAAGUCUGGAACAAAAAGCAGCACACCUGUGGUCCAGCGUGAAAUUAUUCCUCAUUAUUAUUACCUCAUAUGCAUGCUAUUCAUCUGUUGCACCAAUUCCAUUCAGUAAAAGACUUUUAGGCUUUUAUUUGCUUUGCUUGACUGGACUGCUGUUAGUGUGAAUCAGUCAGUGGGGAUACUGUGCAAACUUGUAUUUUACUUCUGCUGGUCUUGAAGGCAUUGAUGGUAAGGCAUGUCAUGAAUUCCUGUUUUGUGGCCAUGUGCUAGUUUAAGUCAAACAUAUUCAUCAACUCAGUUACUGAAACCACACAAGGAUCGGUUACAGUUUAUCAAGUACAGCAUUAUCACACUGUUACAGAGUUAAUUAAACACAUCUUCUCUUGACAGUAAUGAUAAUCCAUUAAACAGCUAUGCCAGAAGAGUGGAAAUCACUUUACUCAGCUUGUUUUCAAAGACCUGUAAUGAAUCCAGAUUGCAGUGUGUGUAUUUGUGCAAUUAACUGUGGGUAUUCACAGGAAUGAAUGUGAGUGACUGUUUUGUGUGUCUUUUGAAAUGCUGCGUUCUAUUGUAUAUUUUGAAGUGAAGUGUUCAUGUUGAUGGAUUUUUAUGUUUUA
This is a messenger RNA of Monopterus albus (swamp eel), 3251 nucleotides long. Its product is annotated as pyruvate dehydrogenase (acetyl-transferring) kinase isozyme 2, mitochondrial-like. Gene Ontology annotation, biological process: protein phosphorylation; regulation of glucose metabolic process. Bases 133 to 1377 code for a protein of 414 amino acids. Gene Ontology annotation, molecular function: pyruvate dehydrogenase (acetyl-transferring) kinase activity. The transcript is spliced from 11 exons. Lineage: Eukaryota; Metazoa; Chordata; Actinopteri; Synbranchiformes; Synbranchidae. The record is from RefSeq and is a predicted model, not a curated record. Gene Ontology annotation, cellular component: mitochondrion.